GUGGUGUAAGCCUAUAUGGUGCAAGCCCCGUGGUGCAAUCUCAGUAUUGCAAUACUUCCCCAUCUGUUCUCAUACUUUCUGGGUUUUUGUCUUCCCCCCAGUUCCCAUAUCUUCCUCCUGAGCGAUGGCCCUCGCCGAGGAAGAGUGCACCGUCCCCCGAGCGAUGCCGAGCGCCCGGGGGCUGCGCUCCUGCCGGGGCCCGCACGGCGGGCGGGCCGGCGGGCCUGAUGCUGCCCCCCAGCUUCUCCAGCUUGCUGUACUCCGCGACCGUCCGGGUGUUGUUGGGUCGGCGGCGCGCCCGGGGGGGGGAAGUCUGGUCUACUCUGUAAGAGCGAUUUUUUGAAGGCAGAUCUGCCUUCAAAAGACCAUUUUUUGAAGGCAGAUCUGCCUUCAGAAAACCGUUCUUACAGAGGAGGGGCGGGCCCUCGCAGGAGGCUCGGAGGUCCCCCAGCCCUCCGAGGAGCUUCUCCCGAGCCUUCCCCGAGGGCGCGGAAAGAGAGAGAAGCCCCGCCGCCCUCUUGAGGAGGCCUUCUCCUUCUCGUUUCCCCCCCUCGCUCGCCGCCGAGGUGGAGCGCAGGAAGGUGGCGUUCUGGACCGCGCGCACCACGGGCGCCAGGCUUGAGAACCUCUGGGUGAAGACGACGAGGGCCAGGAGCAGGCCCAGGAGGAUCCCCUCCAGCAGGCCGACGGUGGUCAUCACUGCGGCCAUGCAGGCCACUACAACAGAGGACGUCAAAGCCGUGGGAGUGCUGCAGCAGGAUGUCCACGCCGGUCUCUUUGAAGAAGCUCAGGCCGAGCCACCAGGCAACAGACCCGGGCAGGGUGCGGGGCAGGCGGGGCACGAUGCUCUGCGCGAGGAACAGCAUUGGCACAGUGCCCACGACCUUCACGAGCCCGACGGCCUUGGUGCGGCCCCCGAGCUUGAAGUUGGUGACCGACUGGCUGCACAGCGUGUAUGCACAGAGGAAGAAUCAGCUAUCUGGAUGCAUAUAACAUUUCGGAUCUCUGCGCGGGCUUCUCGGAUCUCUGCGCUGGGCCCCCCUGGCGGCGCCCCUGCCGCUUCCCCCGGCGCUCCGUGCGCGGGGGUGGCCCGGCACCGAUCCAAGGAGUCCGAGCGGAACUCCGGAAGUUCAUGCUCAUACCAUUUUUCUCCCUCGGAUGUAGGGAAGCCGCUUCCCAUCAGCACGCUGAGGAUGUUCCCGACGCCAACCGCCCUGAGCUCGUCGUCGAGAUUGAUCUCCGUCUCGGUCAGGAGCUCGAUGGCCUUCUGGUCCAUCAGGGUGCAGAGGACGUGCGUAAGCCAGAGGCCGCACAUCGCUGGAGCGUUGCGAAAGACAGUAAGCCACGAGACGCUCGGCAAGAAAUCACGGUAAGUAGCAAACCUAGAGGAACAACAAUUGCAUAUAGGAGCUCGACCACAAGAAACCUUCCACAAGAAAGUCGACCCUGAACCCCAGGACGUCCAGUGAUUUUUGGUGUGGGAACGUCACGCCUUCCACGGCAGAACGAACCAUCGAAACCCAAGAAACCCAGGGCACCCUGGAGGCAAGCAGGGCGUUUCUUGGCAUGGGAUCUCCACAGUAAACAUAUAUGUUCAGAGGUCCGCACGGAUUUCUUGGAUCUGCGCUGGACCCCCCUCCCUGGCGCGUGGAGCGCACCAGGGGGCGGCGCCGAAGGCAGAAGUCUGGGCGGAGCUCCGAAAGUGCUUGCUUACGUAUUUGACUACCUACCAGACCACCCCAGCCUAACCCGAGGCCCGAAGAUCAGCAUUUCGGG
Molecule: messenger RNA, 1776 nt
Organism: Prorocentrum cordatum
Lineage: Eukaryota; Dinophyceae; Prorocentrales; Prorocentraceae
Source: the annotation of a GenBank genome assembly